UAAUGGACCUUGCCGAGAGGACCGCAUUAUGGGAUAGCUAGCUGUUUUGAAUAUGGCCGCCCUACUCCCGAAGAUGGCUCCAGGGAGGCAACUUGUGCAUGUACCAACUGCUGAGUAAAACUCGGGUAGCAUGGAUGUUUGCAAACACCUGAAUUCUGUUCGCUUGGCACUAAACCACUCCAUUCUCAACCCAGAGAAGUGGCUUUGUGCCAUGUGUGGAACCACAGAGUCAGUCUGGGCAUGCCUGAGUUGCUCCAAUGUGGCCUGUGGACGCUUCAACGAGGAACAUGCCCUCACCCAUUUCAAGGACACAAAUCACCCCAUUGCUAUGGAAGUGAAUGACAGAUAUGUCUACUGCUAUGCCUGUGACGAGUAUGUAAUGGAUGACAACUCAGACAGGAUCAUCACCCUGCUCCGGUCAGCUCUCAGUGCCAUUGAAACACAGUCAUUUGACAAUAUUGAAAAACAAGGGCAGAGACUGCUGCGGUCUUAUUCUUACUCCGGAUUGGAAUCAAGAACACAUGCAGAUGAAAAUGAUAAACUAGCAACAGCAGAUUGUCAUUACAGAUCACCGCCAUAUACUGGAGUAGAGACUCCUGCCAAAAAGGCAAGAACUGAUGGCACCUCCCCGAGUCCCUCAGCCAAUAUCACCGCUUCCCCUGUCUCACCCACCUCGCCCAGCCUCAGGAAGCGGACCCUUAUCCCAGGAGUCACUGGACUCCGAAACCUUGGCAACACCUGCUACAUGAACUCCAUACUACAGGCUCUAGGACAUAUAGAAGACCUGCGCCGGUUCUUCUUGCACCUCAGCUUUCACAAUGGCUUCAGCCCCCCUGUCACCCCCCAGCGAGACUUGUCCCCUGUCAGAAUGAUACCGUCCCCAUGCCCUGUCCGUUCAUCAAACAGGGUGCUUAAGCGGCUUGACACACUGGAAUGUUUCAAGCACCUGAACACCCCCACCGCAGUGUCAACCCCCAAGUUUCGUCACAAAGAGGGGGGUCUGAGUGGAGGAGGGACAUACGUCUCGUCAGUGGAGGUCCAGCCUGCUGGUGCCCUGCCUCUGGAGGAGGAUGAGGAACACAUUUCCCUCAGCCAGGAGCUGCAUGGUCUGUUGCGGGUGCUAUGGUCGGGGAAGUGGGCCCAAGUGAGUCCCCAUGCCUUCCUGCAGGCAGUGUGGAGCAAGAUCCCAACCUUCAAGGGUCACUCGCAGCAUGAUGCACAGGAGUUUCUAUGUGAGUUGGUAGAGAAGGUGGAGAGUGAGGCUUCCACGGUGCCGCAGUGCGAGGAGAAGCCAAACAUGAUGGCAGAACUGUUCCAAGGGGAGCUGACUAGUCAGGUGAAGUGUAUGGCCUGCAGGAAUGUCUCCUCUCGCCAGGAACCAUUCAUGGAUUUGUCACUCGAGUUUCCCGAGAGGUAUCAGUUCACCUCAACCAAUAAGAAGGUUGCUAAUGAUGUCUGCCAGCUUACAGAAAUGUUGGACAAGUUCACAGAGACAGAAACACUUGAGAGUCAGACUUACAGUUGUGACAAGUGUAACAGUAGACGCCGACUGCCAAAGUCAAAGAUCUACACUGAUGCCCAGAAACGGUUUGUGGUAAACAAACUCCCACCUGUGCUACGACUUCAUCUCAAGAGAUUUAGAUGGUCUGGUAGGAAUCAUCGUGAAAAGAUCAGCACUCACGUAGCCUUUGAAGAAGAGCUGAACAUGACCCCAUACUGCACCAACAUACCCAAUAUUUGUCAGUACAGACUGACGUCUGUAGUCAUCCAUCAUGGCAGGGGUUUUGGGUCUGGUCACUACACAUCCUAUUGUUAUAACAGUGAAGCAGAAUCCUGGAUUCAUUGCAACGACUCCAAGGUAGAGUUAUGCCCCUUGAAAGAAGUGCUGGCCUCCCAGGCCUAUAUUUUGUUCUAUACUCAGGAUUACGAUGUGCCAUUUGAGGACCUUGCUGUGCCUUUAGACUCCAGUAAUGCUGACUCAUCAGUCUCCUGCUCCCAGGUAGUGGAUGAGGAAAUCACAUUCAACUUCAAACAGCCAUUGCUGUCAAGUUCACUGACAAAUUCAAAAUGGAAGGAUGCGUCCAGUAUUGGGUUGAAGCGCAGGCGCUCAACUUUGUGGUGAAAUUUUGUGGAAAGUUGUGUCAGAGUUUCAAGGAACCUUGUAUGGUACAUCAUGGGAUUUGGUGCAAAUAUUUCUCAGAGCAGUUCUAAGGUUGUAUUCAAACAAAUGUAGCUGGACUUGUUACUAGAAUGCUGACUCAGGCUUCAGAACAGUGGCUAACGUCACAGACUUACAGAGGAAAUCAUGUUUGUGUCUCAGUAUUUUAUCUUAAUAAAAUCUGCUCAAAAACAAUUUUGUAAAUGAUGCUCAUUAGUAGAAGUUUUAAAAUGUCUGAUUUGUAAUAUGACGGUUCUGAUGUAAAUAUGUCUAUGUUGUAUCAAUAGUGAGAACAGUGUAUAUCUGAAUAGUGAAGGUAAGCAAGAAAUAGGAACUUAUUUUUCUGUAUUUGAUAUUUUAGGGUUGGUCAGAAAAUGUUCAUGGAAAGCACGUUGGAUUUAGUACACAAAUCUUUACUUUCUCAGUUUCUCAUUUUGAAUAUUGUUUUUGCAUUUUGAAAACAAGUAUAUGAUUGUUGAUUGGCAUUCAAGACGUUCGUGAAUCAAUAAUGAAGCAUACAACUUUAUGGAUAACAACUUCUUGUUUAUUGCAUAGAGCAACAUUUCAGUGUAGAUUCUUACACUGUUAUCAAGCUAAAAGUGAUUGAUAAUGGUGUAUGAAUCUACAUAGAAAUGUCACGCUAUGCAAGAAACAAGUUGUUAUUCAUAAAGUUGUAUGCUUCAUUAAUAAGUAUAUGGCCUACUUCAUAUACCACCUAAUUGAGGACAGAUCUGAACUAAACUAACAAUUUUCUAAAAUUUGCCUGAAAUGGACACUUCAUCUGGAACUAACGAUAAAUCCCUCACUGUCUUUGAAGUGUUCUCUAAAGCUACUAAAACCAGCUUUAGAAUAAUGUUUACUAAUCACUGGAGCAAUUAUGUGUCCCGAAGUGUAGUUGUUUUACAGUUACCCUUGAGAAAGAGUAUGGAAAUCUGGUAAUAAUGCAGACGCGAGAAGAUGUGCACUUUUUAUAAAUAACAACUCCUUUAUUCUUUGUUACGAUGUUUCAAGACAACUUGUUGCACCUUCAUCAGGUUAAUUAUUCUGAGGUCAUCUCCAUAGUGUCAUAGGAACUUUCUUCAAAUAAACAUCAAGCUUUUAAAUUUUUAGCAUUGAGAGUGAAACAUUCAAAGAAGCUCAUCUGAUUUCAGUAUAUUGAAGACAUUAAAGUCAGGAACAUCCUAAUGCAACAACUCACCUGCACUAUUUCAUAGUUAUAGAAUAAGGGAGUGUCUUUGUAAUUCUAAAUGUCUAUCAAAGACUUCAUGCGGAUGCAAGAUGGCAACUUUGUCAAUUUAUUAUUAUUAGUGCUGUAUAUCAACAAGAGAAGAAUCAGUAUGAGAGAUGUCAUUGUGAAGUGAAGCUCUUCACACAGUGUCAUAUCAAACAUAGUGCGUUUAUAUUUGUUCCCUUACGUUUUCUCAUCAGGAUGUAAAGCUAUGAUGGCAAGAUUGUGAACCAAUACAGAUCUGUGACAAAUCAGAUAACAUUAUGUGGAUUUUCAGAGCUUGUGGGAUGACCAGUUGUGGAUGAAAGGAUCCCAUGUACCAUAUGAUACCGGUUAAGUCAACUUAAAGUGCUUCCAUGAAUGACAAGGUUGUGAUUGAGAUGACAUUGCGGCGGUUUUCUAGGAAACUGGCUGGAACUGUGGAAUGAGUAUACCAUGCGUGUUCCCUGUACCAAUAAGAGGCUUGUUUUGUACUUAAGAUGUUGUGUUCUUGUUUUUCAUAGGUUGUAAACUAUCAGUGUAGACUUGUCACAAGUCACCAAUGUGUAUUGUCCCCAUAGUGAUGAUGAUAAUGAUGACGAUGAUGAUGAUGAUGAUGAUGAUGAUGAUGAUGAUGAUGAUGAUCAGUGCUGCCCAUGUAUCAUGUAGAAUAUCACUUUACAUUGUCAAUUUCAACUUUUUGAAAAGAGUUGUAUAAAUCAACAGUGUUUU
This is a messenger RNA of Haliotis rubra (blacklip abalone), 4097 nucleotides long. RefSeq names its product ubiquitin carboxyl-terminal hydrolase 44-like. Gene Ontology annotation, molecular function: cysteine-type deubiquitinase activity; zinc ion binding. Bases 131 to 2122 code for a protein of 663 amino acids. Gene Ontology annotation, biological process: protein deubiquitination. Lineage: Eukaryota; Metazoa; Mollusca; Gastropoda; Lepetellida; Haliotidae. Gene Ontology annotation, cellular component: cytoplasm. The record is from RefSeq and is a predicted model, not a curated record. The transcript has 16 exons.